Messenger RNA from Carassius auratus (goldfish), 1389 nucleotides. Its product is annotated as testisin. Bases 72 to 980 code for a protein of 302 amino acids. Lineage: Eukaryota; Metazoa; Chordata; Actinopteri; Cypriniformes; Cyprinidae. Gene Ontology annotation, biological process: proteolysis. Gene Ontology annotation, molecular function: serine-type endopeptidase activity. The transcript is spliced from 7 exons. The record is from RefSeq and is a predicted model, not a curated record.
UAAAGGAAUUGUGAGAGGCACAGAGUACCAUAGACAUCCAUCCUACCAGGAAAGAGAGAGCCUGCGUGAAGAUGUGGAAGACUUUGGCACUGCUUGUGUGUGUCCAAGUUUGUGCACAUGGCCCUAUGCACCCCCGUACUGAGGGUGGUGUUGAUGCUCCUAAGAAGGAGUUUCCGUGGAUGGUUAGUUUGCAUGACCCCACCUGCCAUUUUUGUGGAGGUUCCCUCAUCAACAAGGAAUGGGUGCUGUCAGCAGCUCAUUGUUUCUUUAGCAUCAAUGAUGAGAAGGUCAACAAGGACAACAUACGGGUGUACUUGGGAAAGAUGACACAGCGUGAAAAAAAUAAGAAGGAACUCAUGUUAAACGUUAAAGAAAUCUACACUCACAACCAAUACAAUGCAACAACUAUAGACAAUGACAUCGCUCUGCUGCACUUGUUAUCUCCUGUUGAAUUUAAUAACUAUAUAAGUCCAGUGUGUCUGGUAGCCCAGGGCAGUAAUUUCCGUCCUGGCACCAAAAGUAAGAUCUUAGGCUGGGGAUUAAAUGCAGCUGGAGAAAAUCUACCUUAUCCUGGGACUCUGCAGGAGGCUGAAGUUGAUGUGGUGGACAUUAAUUACUGCCGAAACCAGCUGAGCAACAAUUUUCCCUGUGUAUAUCACCAAAUCACCAACAAUAUGAUUUGUGCUGGCGUUCCUGCUGGUGGUGUAGGCCCAAACAUGGGGGACUCUGGAGGUCCAAUAAUGAGUCAGCACUGUUCACGGUGGGUUCAGUUUGGCAUCACCAGCUGGGGUAUUGGCUGUGGUAGACCUGACAUAACUGGUGUGUACACUGACGUCUCACAGUAUCAGAGAUGGAUUACAGACACUAUUCAGAACCAGGAUCCAUACCAGGACCUCCCACAAUUUGUCGACCUAAACUCUCAAUGCACAAAAGGCUCAGAAAAGCAGAACAAGAUGUGGAAAUGGUGCUGCUGCAAAUGAGGUGUGUGCCAGCUCUGAAGACUCUUCUACAAUUACUUUACUUUCACAGACACAGGCAACAUGAUAAAGUCUCUUCAACUUCCAGUAAAUUUUGCUUUUAUAGCUCUGUAAUAUCAUUAACCAGUUCCACUACAAACUGUUCAUCACAGAACUUCUCCACUCCACUGUGGGCAUAAAUUGCAAUGUUUGAUGUGUACUUUUCUCUCAGUUUUCCUCUCAUUUGUUAUUAAUCUUGAUUUUACAUUAUAUUUGACAAUGUUAAUCAAAUAUCUUGCACAUAAAUGUGUCUUCAUAUCAAAUCAAAUGACUUAUUUGAAAUUUAGUUUGCAAUCAGAGAUUAUUGGAUUAUUAUUUCUUUUUAUCAUUAAAUAAAUUAUUUGAGCAUCUCAAGGUCUGUGUCACCAUUUCA